AAUUGAUCAUCUUCAAACAGAUACAGCAGUAUGGCAAGAAUUAUACUUGGAUAUUCUGCUUGACAGCUGAAUCGGUUAUUUCAGUGUGUUUUGCCAUAAUAAGUCUGCUUGAAAAAUAGGAGAGCAGUACAAUGGCAGAGCACUUUUAAGUCCGAAUAAAAUUGCAUAUUUUGUGGUUGACAUGAAAAGCAUGUAGAUAAGGUCUUGAUUUGCAGAUUGAGGAAGUUUAAGAGGUGACUAAGUGCCAGCGCUCCUAGUUUUCUUACAGAGACACACACUAGCAGGGCAUCGUAGCAGGUGGGUUACUGCUUUGUAUUUGAAGGGUUUCGGGGAAAUUGGGCUGUGGUGGAAGGAACCCUGGACCAAGUGUCAGGACCCAGGAUUCACCUUGCCUUUGCCGCUUCCCCUGUGAUCUUUGGACCCUUGUGAUCCAAAGUUGCCUUAUCUGUAAAAUGCGGAAGAGUGGGCAAGACGUCUACAUUCUAAACUCUCCUGCCAUCUAAUACGCCUCUUCUCAGAUGUUUCGUUGGAAGGGAGGGUGGAUGAGGAGUUUCUCUGUAGGCCUCCUUCUUUGGGGAAAUAAAUCUUCAUUUCUUGUUCAUCUUAAAUAAUCUAGUGAAUGUAUUAGAACUGAUUAGGCAGAAUUCUUUGGGACCCUCCAGCCAUCCCUUAAUGAGAUGCAGGCUCACUGAGCCCAGGGCUGCACAGUGCCUGUGCUGGGUGCUGUGUCUGUUACAGAGCGGAGGCUCACCAAGGUAUCUGUUGACUGAAUAAAUAAACAGGUGUUUCUGGAGCUUUUGUAAAUGUACCAUGUGUGGAAUACAGUGGUGGGAAAGGCCCACUCCCGACCUGUAAGGAGUUUCUAAUCUGUUUGUGAACACAGGCUAUAAAUUGCACGUUCCUUUAAAUCAUUUUAUAAGAGCCAUGUUUAAAAGGCCAUGUAUGAUUAAUUGCCAGAUGGAUGAUACAGACAACAAUUGCUUAAGAGUUCAGACUGAGAGGGGAAGGCGAUGGGGGCUGCCAGAGAAGGCUUCACAGGUGAACUUCAGGCUCUAUUCUUGGAAGAAUCCAGGUACUGCUGACGGAAGUAGUGAAAUCGUAAGGGUGGCCUGCUCUUUAAGGAAGAAGGAGGACUUUACUUUGAGUUUAGACAUCCUGGCGAAAAGGAUGGAACACCUCCAUUUCAGGCAUGGAGUUUGGACUUCAGCUGUUAACCUACAAUUUGAGAAGUUCCUGUUUCUGCCAUGACCUAAUGCCCCUUGAGGAGAUCCUGACCACGAGUGAAUUUUCUGUCCCAGGCUAGAAACAAACCAAACAAGCCAGCCUGUCCGGUCACCUGAACUUAUUAAAAUUCCAAGGGACAUGUGUUAUUUACAAUUUCUUUCUGUCUGUUUUAGACGAAAUAAUUCAUUCUGGCAAGCGUUUCGUUUACAACAGAGAGGGAGCAUGUUCUGGUGGGAGGGAGAAUAAAAGAGCCUUUGAUUCGAUUGCUUCUGAGUUCCAGCAGGAGGGCCCGCGCCGCCUUGGGCUAGCGUCUUAUUUUGGACUUGGGAAGCCAUCUUAGCCCAGCUGUGUGAGUGCCAGCUCGUGUUGGAGGGAAAAGAAUAACACCAUUGGAUCACGUUAAACCCCUGCUGCCUGUCGAUGGAAGGGUUUCUCUCAUUUCACAUUCCUGGCAUUAACUUGGUGGCUCAUUUCCCCCAAGUCAGAGCUCCAUCUGAAUUUGCCAUUUGAACUUGGAUUGAAGUCAUGAGGUUCCUGUGACUCUAUCUCGGCUGGUCUGUCGACUGAGUACAGGAAACUUACCAAGUUCCUGGUCUCUUUCGGCUCCCCCUCUUUGGCCACCCCACGGGCACAAAUAAAAUCAGCAUUCUUCUCUUCUUUAGAUGACUCCUGGGGAGACGUGGCCCAUUGUACCUUGGAUUUCCACGGUCAUUAAAUCAGUAGCCUCUUCGAUUGCCAACUAAAUGGCUGGGGGAGCCUUAAUGAAUUGUAGAUGGCAGCUCAGGCCUGUGGAAUUACAGGGAAAAGUCAUUUUGGGAACCGGAAGUUUUGACCAUUCCAGGCUUGUCUGUGUGAGCACCUUAAGUCAGACACGAAUGCCUUCACUGGGGAAAAAAAAAGAAUCUUUUCUCUUUUAAGCAAUUCUUUUAUUUACAGCAACAAAAUGCUCCCUAGCUGAAGAGGAAAAUUCUCAUUGCUGAAUGUGUCUAAAGUAGAACCUAAUUGCUUUCGACCCUCCCACAGCCUGCUUUACAAAAAAAAAAUAGUUAAGGCUCUCCACUGAAAUGCAUGCUUGGUCGUUAUCUCGGUUACAUUAGCCCUUGAAGCAGUCUGAUUACAACUUCUAGCUGCCAAGCCCUGUCCUGCAGCAUUAUCUGGAGCAGAAAUUUUCCAUGUGGUUGUUUUUAGCAGAGCAACUAUAUGCACACUGCCCGGGGAAGAUGUAAGUUGCAAAGAAACAGAGCUGCUAGAAGGGGAAAUGCAUGGAAGAGGAGAUGGUUUGUGUUACGCAGUGGCCGUUUGACUGGAGAUCCAGAUGUCUUGGAAUAUUACAAAAAUGAUCAUGCCAAGAAGCCUAUCCGUAUUAUUGAUUUAAAUUUAUGUCAGCAAGUUGAUGCAGGAUUGACAUUUAACAAAAAAGAGUUUGAAAACAGCUACAUUUUUGAUAUCAACACCAUUGACCGGAUUUUCUACUUGGUAGCAGACAGUGAGGAGGAGAUGAAUAAGUGGGUUCGUUGUAUUUGUGACAUCUGUGGCUUUAACCCCACAGAAGAAGAUCCUGUGAAGCCUCCUGGCAACUCCUUACAAGCACCAGCUGAUUUACCGUUAGCGAUAAACACAGCACCGCCCUCCGCCCAGGUGGAUUCCUCCGCUGCUCCUCCUCCGCCGUAUCAGCUAAUUAGCCUUCCGCCACACCUGGAAACUCUUGGCAUCCAGGAGGACCCUCAAGACUACCUCUUGCUCAUCAACUGUCAAAGCAAGAAGCCUGAACCCCCCAGCCAAGGGUCAUCUUUUGUUUCUGAAGAAGGAGAGGAAUAUCUACUGCUAGAAGAUUUUGAAAGCAAAACGAUUCCAUUGCAAACACACACUGAUUCUGCCAAAUCCACCUCUUCUGAGACAGACUGCAAUGAUAACGUCCCUUCUCAUAAAAACCCUGCUUCCUCCCAGAGCAAACACGGAGUGAAUGGCUUUUUUCAGCAGCAGAUGAUGUAUGACUCGCCACCGUCUCGCGCUGCAUCUGUUUCUGUCGACUCCAGCCUUUAUUACCUGCCCAGGAGUUACUCCCACGACGUUUUACCAAAGGUGUCUCCAUCAAGUACCGAAGCCGAUGGAGAACUCUAUGUUUUUAAUACCCCCUCGGGGACCUCCAAUGUAGAGACCCAGCUGAGGCACGUAUCUAUAAGUUAUGACAUUCCUCCAACACCUGGUAAUACUUAUCAGAUCCCACGAACAUUUCCCGAAGGAACCUUGGGGCAGACGUCAAAGCUGGACACUAUUCCAGAUAUUCCUCCACCUCGGCCACCGAAACCACACCCGGCUCAUGACCGCUCUCCCGUGGAAGCGUGUAGCAUCACACGCGCAGCCUCGGACACUGACGGUAGUUACUGUGUCCCUACGGCAGGGAUGCCACCGUCACGUAGUAAUACCAUUUCCACUGUGGAUUUGAACAAAUUGCGAAAAGAUGCUAGUUCUCAAGAUUGCUAUGAUAUUCCACGAACAUUUCCAAGUGACAGAUCUAGUUCACUUGAAGGCUUCCAUAACCACUUUAAAAUCAAAAACGUAUUGACGGUGGGAAGCGUCUCAAGUGAAGAACUGGAUGAAAAUUACGUCCCCAUGAAUCCCAACUCUCCUCCACGGCAACAUUCCAGCAGCUUCACAGAACCAAUUCAGGAAGCAAAUUAUGUGCCAAUGACUCCAGGGACAUUUGACUUUUCUUCAUUUGGAAUGCAAGUUCCUCCUCCUGCUCACAUGGGCUUCAGGUCCAGCCCAAAGACCCCUCCCAGGAGACCAGUUCCUGUUGCAGACUGUGAACCACCUCCCGUGGAUCGGAACCUCAAGCCAGACAGAAAAGGUCAAAGUCCUAAAAUUUUAAGACCCAAACCCCAUGGUUUAGAGCGAACUGAUUCACAAACCAUAGGUGACUUUGCUACAAGAAGAAAGGCCAAGCCAGCACCUUUAGAAAUAAAACCUUUGCCAGAAUGGGAAGAGUUACAAGCCCCAGUGAGAUCUCCUAUCACUAGGAGUUUUGCUCGAGACUCCUCCAGGUUUCCCAUGUCUCCACGGCCGGAUUCAGUGCACAGCACGACUUCAAGCAGUGACUCGCACGACAGUGAAGAAAAUUACGUUCCCAUGAACCCAAACCUGUCCAGUGAAGACUCGAAUCUUUUUGGCAGUAAUAGCCUGGAUGGAGGAAGCAGCCCAAUGAUCAAACCCAAAGGAGACAAACAAGUAGAGUACCUAGAUCUAGAUUUAGAUUCUGGGAAAUCCACACCACCACGCAAGCAAAAGAGCAGCGGCUCAGGCAGCAGUGUUGCGGACGAGAGAGUGGACUAUGUCGUGGUUGACCAGCAGAAGACCCUGGCUCUGAAGAGCACCCGGGAGGCCUGGACGGAUGGGAGGCAGUCCACGGAGUCUGAAACACCAACCAAGAAUGUGAAAUGAAAGUACCGCUUUGCUGUUUCCUGAGCAAAAGAGGGCUGAACUGUCAAGAGAAAUCCUGUUUGCCCGGAGAUGACCUGACACAGCUACUGUAGGUAGAUCCUCCGCUGAGUAGAGUCUAAGUCAAAGGACCUUCCAGACAUAAUCAAGCAAUCUAGACUGUCCAUGGUGCUUUGUGGUGGCUGAACAAUUCAUCACGUGUACAUAGUGUGGGAAAAUAGUGUUGUUUGGUUCCCAGAGAAACAUUUGUUCCAUAGUUAACACACUUGUAGUAUUACUGUAUUUAUGCACUUUUUCAUUUAAAGCAUUGGUUUGGGUAUUUCCAAAUGGACCUUAACAUGAUUCCUUUGGGGUUUCUUGUUCUUCCUCACUCUACUCUAAGAACUAUACCAAGUUAACUAAGCUACUUUUAGAUUUGGAAAUUACUCUUUAAACCGCAGUAUAACAACAUUACAAUGCGAAGUAAAUUCACAACCUGCCUUUCUACCUGAAACUUCACAUGGUAACCGUUAGCUUAAACUACAGAGCACAGUUGGACUCAUUCGUUACCUUCCAAAGUGCUGAGCAUCAUGUAUGUACUGGUGUCAGGACUUAGUUCUCUGCUUCGUGUACAUUGAGCUUUCAGUGGUGGAACCUUAUUCUGUUUUGUUAAUUACAGUGUUUGGGUUCAUUGAAUGAAGAUUCUCCCCGGAGUGAGGGCGGGAUCUUACACCUUGGAAAGAGUGAAUAAUUACACUAUCAAGUAAGCUUACAGAUCACUGACAGCAUGUGGUGGUGGUGGUGGGGAGCUCUCACACUUGUUAACAUGUAUUAAACUCUACUUGCCAAGUGUAGAUUAUGUAACUAAUCAGGUACGUACCAGGCACUGAUGUGCUCAUACACUGAUCAGGUUUAGAAAACUAGCAUUAGUGGUGUUCUUGUUAGUCCUCUAAUUUUGGUUUCCAGUUUGGAGUUAAUGACACAGUUGACAUUCACUGUUAGUUAUAGCAACAUACUGUGAUUUUUAAUUAGACAGUAAUUCAGAUUUAUUACUCUAAGAAUGAAAUUCUAUCUUUUGACACCAUAGUGCCCUUUCUAUGAUUUUUUUUAACUUUACUUAAUAUUCUUCUUGGCCUUAUACUAUUUAAAUCCCUAUGCAAUUAAUAUUUUUUAUCUGCAGUUUUUUAAAAAAAGUAGAUGUUAUGUAAGUAAUUCUCAUGUAGCAACUAUUGCUUUUCCAGUAAAAGAAUUAAGGAUUUUGUACUGUGAUUUAUAUUCACUGCCCCGAUUCAAGAAAUAUUGGAGCCUUGCUAUAAUGUGAAAUCUUAUAGUCAUGGACCUCUUCCAACCAGAUUCCUGAAACCAUCUGAUUCUGUCUCACCUAUACAACAAGGGCCUGUGACAUGGAUAUCACAACCACAAAUUAUAUCUAGUGAGGCUACAAUUGUACUUAUCUGUCUUGGCUUUGCAGUGUAAUUUAGAAAGCAGGUAUAAUUGUUUGUUUUUUAACCAAGUUACAUACAAUCUCUUAUGUAUUGAUUUGAGACUUACUAACAGGUUUUGGAGGGAGCAUAGAAAUAGGAGUGCCCACAGCUGAGGCCCAUCUCCCUCCAUCCUGACCUCUGUUGCCUGAGUACAUAGAUGUGCCCUGAUUUCUGGCUGCCUGGCCGGAGUGCUGUGCCUACUCAGUGUAAUGGGUUUAUGUCCCUUCUAUGAACUAAAAAUGUUCAGAACAAGAUGAAUUGUAGACUAGUAACAUUUGAUGUUUUUAAAUGUUUGCUUCUUUUUAAACCAAAACUAAAACCCAGAACUGAAUUUUGAGGUGGAUUUUUAAAUAAAAAAGAUUGUUGGA
Molecule: messenger RNA, 6493 nt
Organism: Camelus dromedarius (Arabian camel)
Lineage: Eukaryota; Metazoa; Chordata; Mammalia; Artiodactyla; Camelidae
Gene: GAB1
Product: GRB2 associated binding protein 1
Exons: 12
Coding region: 2425-4665 (746 amino acids)
Biological process (GO): signal transduction
Cellular component (GO): cytoplasm
Molecular function (GO): signaling adaptor activity
Source: RefSeq, a predicted model, not a curated record